GAGAGAGAGAGAGAAAGAGAGAGAGAGAGAGAGAGAAUAGCUGAUAUGUUACGUUCAUGUUUUAUGUUCCUCUCCAGUUGCAAGUUUUUAAGUACGAAUGAUAUGUAUCUAUUUUUUUUUCAGGGAUUUAUGAAUAUCCUGCUUGCUUUUGUCUGCCUUAGUAACGCUGCUCCCUGCGUACAGACCAUAGUGAAUGCUGUGGGGGCGGCCGGGGCAGUUUUCAAAAUCAUAGACCAGAAACCCAUCAUUGACAGUGCUUCGGACGCUGGCUUGAAACUAUCUUCAAUCUCUGGACAUAUUCGUUUUAGGAAUGUACAUUUUCAUUAUCCAUCCAGACCCGAGACGAAGAUAUUGCAAGGAAUCAACGUAGAGGCAACUCCAGGCCAGACGAUUGCCCUUGUAGGAGCCAGCGGCUGCGGGAAAAGCACAUUGGUGCAGUUGUUGUUGAGGUUCUACGAUCCUCAACAAGGUCAAAUUCUGAUCGACAACAAGGAGAUCAGGUCUCUGAACGUCACAUGGCUGAGACAGCAUAUAGGGGUUGUUAGUCAGGAGCCAGUCUUGUUUAACAGGACUAUCGCAGAGAACAUACGCUAUGGACGAGACGGCGUCAGCAUGGAAGAAAUAGAGCUCGCUUGCAAGAAGGCUAAUGCUUACGACUUCAUUAUGAAACUUCCCAACACCUAUGAGACGUUGGUGGGUCAACGUGGGACUCAACUUAGUGGAGGCCAAAAACAGAGAAUCGCCAUUGCUCGCGCUCUCGUAAGGGAUCCCAAGAUAUUACUUCUGGACGAGGCAACAUCGGCUUUGGACAAUGCCAGCGAAAGCAUCGUUCAAGACGCACUGGAUAAGGCACGAAAAGGUCGGACGACAAUCGUCAUUGCCCACCGCUUGUCAACCAUACGAACAGCAGAUAUCAUAGUUGGGAUACAUGAGGGUAAAGAUGUGGAGAAAGGAACCCACGCCCAGCUCAUGGAGAGCAAGGGUAUCUACUACCAACUGUACACAAACCAGACGUCUGCAGAAAUAGACAAAGACAUAUUGAGCUCUGACGACGAGCACCACACCACGUCUAGACGUCUAAACGAACACGAUUCUAAACGGACAUCUCGAGUGAAGGAUACAUCAAGCAGAGGCGAUGUGAAGAUUGACGAAGAGGAGGAAGAGGAGGAUGAUGACGGUCCGGCUAACGCCCCAGUAUCCAGAUUAUUGAAGAUGAAUAUGAAGGAAUGGCCUUUUCUUCUCCUUGGAUGCAUCGCAUCAUUCGUCAUAGGAUGUUCUCAGCCAGCUUUUGCAAUCAUCUUCGGAGAGGCUUCAAUGAUUUACAGCGAACCCAUAGAUGAUCAAGAACAUGAGUCGAAGAAGUAUUCUUUGGCGUUUGUACUCGUUGGGUGCACAAGUCUUGUGUCAUAUUUCAUACAGGGCUACGCAAUGGCAGUGUCUGGGGAGGCACUCACGCGCCGCAUACGAAGUAAGAUGUUUAGAACAAUGCUCAGACAGGACAUGACGUGGUUUGAUCACCCCAAGAAUAACACCGGUGCCCUAACCUCUCGACUUGCUAUUGAUGCCGCGCGUAUUCAAGGGGUUACGGGUACGCAAAUGGGCUUUUUGCUGAUGGCUGUCUCAAGUCUUAGCAUCGGCGUGGUGGCUGCUAUCCUAUACAGCUGGCGUCUAACUUUAGCCACUCUGCUCAUCCUCCCAGCGCUUAUGGGCGCUGGCUUUGUGAAUAUGAAGAGGGUAGCAGGUGCCUCUUUGGAAAUCAAGGAGGCUUUGCUAGAUGCAGGAAAGGCUGCAGUAGAAGCAACAGAGAAUGUUCGCACAGUUGUUGCCCUCUCAAGGGAAAGUACUUUUAUCGACAUUGUGUCAGACAAGUUGUCAGUGGUGAAAGAGUCUUCCGUGAACGGCGCUUUUAAUGUUGGCUUCAUGAUGGGAGUUUCACAGGCCGCCAACUUCAUGUUCCCUGCAGUGAUCUUCGGCUACGGCGCCUAUCUCGUGGAGGAAGGUGUUAUCGACACUGAUGACAUCAUGAUGGUGUUUUCGAUACUGUUCUUCUGUGGCACACUCCUCGGUUCUGCUUCUGCACUGAUGCCGGACAUGGGCAAAGCAAAAGCUGCGGCAAAGAGAGUCAUUUCCCUGCUUGAUCAAGUCCCAGAAAUUGAUUCAUUGUCCUCAUCAAGAGAGCAUCAAGAUUCGGAAACGCUUCGAGGCAGUAUCAACUUCACAAAUGUCAGCUUCUCGUAUGCUCUGCGGUCCGAGGUGGAAGUGUUCAAAAGCUUGUCGCUUACUGUUGAGGCAGGCCAGACGGUUGCUCUGGUGGGCAGUAGCGGCUGUGGAAAGAGCACCGUAAUCAGCUUGCUCGAGCGUUUCUACAACCCAAAGGGCGGCUCUAUAGUUUUAGAUCGGCAUAGCAUACAAGAUGUGAACAAACAUUGGCUACGGAGCCAAAUGGGACUGGUGAGCCAAGAGCCCGUGCUGUUUGACUGUAGCAUCGCAGAGAAUAUUGCUUACGGAGACAACACACGGACAGUUACCUCAGACGAGAUUAUCAAAGUAGCCCGAAUGGCCAAUAUCCACGAAUUCAUAACAGCUCUACCUCAGGGCUAUGAGACAAAAGUAGGGGAGAAGGGAACACAACUGAGCGGAGGUCAAAAACAACGGAUUGCAAUAGCCCGUGCGUUGGUGAGGAACCCCAAGAUUUUGCUGUUGGAUGAGGCAACAUCUGCCUUAGACACUGAAAGUGAGAAGAUAGUGCAAGAGGCGCUGAUCAACGCACGUGAGGGACGCACAUGCAUCACUAUUGCCCAUCGCCUGUCCACCAUCCAGGAUGCUGAUAUUAUCUUUGUUAUUGACAAGGGGGUUGUUGUAGAGAAAGGCAACCACGAAGAGCUCAUGAGUUGCAAAGGGCUGUAUUAUAAACUCCACAAAGCAUCAUGCAACUGAUUCCAACUCCCACCAUUUCACCGCUCUCCCAAGUCCUGCACAGUGACUAAGCAUACAGUCAAAAGAGUCGAGUACCUCUCAACUGAAUUGAAUUACUGAAACUUGACCACCCCUACAAAAAAAGAAAAUGGAGAAAAGUGAUGUAAUCAAGAGUAAUCCUCUUUGUCAGUAGGCUAACCUUUCAAACAAGACAAAUGUAUACUUACUACAUGUUUAUGCACAUUAUAUAUAAUUUACACAUUAAGUUCUUUAAAUUAAGAGCGCACCCAUAGAUCAUUUGGUAUUAUGCUGAGCUAUGGUACAGAUCAACCUUAUUUAACUCCACAACAGAAAGUUCUAGAUCUUGAGUUGUUUCGGCAUUUAUCAAGUUUCUCCACCAGCUUCCCACUAUACUGUACUACACAUGUAUUGAAAACAGAUUUGUCUCUCGGAAUGUAACAUCUGUUACAUUCCGAGAGACAAAUCUGUUCAGUGCCCCCACUCCUGAAUAUGGUAGCCUGUGUCCAGGCAGUGUUAUUGUUAUCCCUACAACCCAUUGUGCCAGCCAGCUCAGACUAAUGUACAGUUGCAAACUUUUCUAAGCAAAAAAACAGACUCUACCCACAUGGAAGGUCAGUAUGGUGGGCACUGGUAAAGAACAUUCCCCCCCCCCCUCCUCCAAACAAUUGACAUACACUUUUCUGCAUUCAAUAAUUUCAAGUUUUUCAGAGUAGACCUGCAGCAAAAAAUCUCUCCAAUUGACUACGGGGUUCAUUCUUAUAAUCAGUCGCAAAUCCAGUCUUCAAAGUUCUUUUUAUAAGUUUUAAGUCAAAAUUUUUCUGUAGCUUUGGCAAGUCUUGAGAGGACAAAAAAUAGAAACCAGAGAAUAAAUAUUUUCCAACUUGAAAACAGACGUCCACACUCAGACCCUUCAAAAAAAAGUACAAAUGUAUUAAAGAUUUUUUUUAAAGUUCUGGUAGACAGCAAUACUAAUGGGUUGUUUUUUUCCCCACCAUACUUUUUUAAAUAUGUCAAACCAAUUCGAUGAUGACGCAUUUGCCAGUGUGCACUCUUUUGGAAAACUUCCAUGAUUUCAAGUACCGUACCACGAUAGCAUUUAAUCUCAUAGGAUGAUUACAUCAAGAGGAUGGACAUUUUUAAAAAUAUGAUGGCAAAACAAAGGAAAAGUGCAGUUGAACAUACCACAUCUACUGGCAAAGAAGGGUACCAACACCACUCAAAGUCCAGAUACUCAGGGCACUAAUCUGGUCAGUAGUCAUGUAUGAUUUUGAAAUAUGAACAUUGAGUAAAUCAAAUGAAGAGAAAAUUCAAACUGCUGAGGUGUGGUUUGACAGUCAAAACAGAUAGAAGAUAUUCUGAAAAAAAAUUGCACACCUAACCUAAACUAUGCUGCUUCAAGAGGCAAUAAAGAGAAAAUGUGAAAAAUGUUUCACUCUUUAUGGAAAAAAAGAACACACAGACAGAAAAAAAGUUCUAGAAGUAGUAGAAGUAGAAGAGAAAGUGAAAGGUAGAGGGAAGCCAGACAGACUAUCCAAAUUUCAUAAAGACAACAAUCAUGAAAUUAUGAAGGCUGAUGCUCUUUGAGGUGGUGUGAGAGGAUGUCAAGACUAAGACUCUUGGUAAAGACUCCUACAAAUUUGUACUGCUGCUGCCAACAUUGAAAACAAUGAUGAAUGAUAUUGACAAGUGACACUUAUUUCCCUUUCUUCCUUUCCCACAAAAUUGACAAGGUGCAUUCAUUCCUAUUCCUCCUUUUGUGAUAAACUAACAAGACAUCUUAUUGAUUUCUUUCAAA
Molecule: messenger RNA, 4732 nt
Organism: Aplysia californica (California sea hare)
Lineage: Eukaryota; Metazoa; Mollusca; Gastropoda; Aplysiida; Aplysiidae
Product: ATP-dependent translocase ABCB1
Exons: 19
Coding region: 46-2937 (963 amino acids)
Biological process (GO): transmembrane transport
Cellular component (GO): membrane
Molecular function (GO): ABC-type transporter activity; ATP binding; ATP hydrolysis activity
Source: RefSeq, a predicted model, not a curated record